Messenger RNA from Phaeoacremonium minimum UCRPA7, 1716 nucleotides. Its product is annotated as putative hex2 protein. NCBI's taxonomy places the organism in Eukaryota, Fungi, Ascomycota, Sordariomycetes, Togniniales, Togniniaceae. The record is from RefSeq and is a predicted model, not a curated record. The transcript has 3 exons. The coding region runs from base 1 to 1716 and encodes 571 amino acids. Gene Ontology annotation, biological process: protein catabolic process in the vacuole; cellular response to glucose starvation.
AUGACGAAUUUCCGCGGUCCCAUUGCCGGAGCAGUGAAGGUGACAUUGGACAGCUUCGUAAACAGGCAGGCCAGCUUUCACACCUCCAAUUCUGCCUCGAGGAUACACGACAUCUAUCCUGACCAGGUCAAGGUGUACGGAGAAUCGCCUCCUUCCUCAGCUCCCUCAUCACCACCCACCCUCCACGCGGCCACCCCGGACGAUCUGUCCUACUCCUCAACGCCGGCCACAAACUUGUCACUGGCCGACGACGACGACGACACGCUGGAUCUAAUAUCUUCAAAACCACACAGCAGCUUCAAGCUUCCUGAUUAUAAUCAGUAUGAGGAGGACUUGGAGCCUCCCAGUCCCGGCAGCGGUUCAUUCACCCCAAACGGCAAUGACACAUCGGAAAAUACCUCGCGGCCAGACACUCCAGAUCUACCUCUACAACAUCCGGUAGAUGACAGCGCUGUCGGGGCGCAGCCGUCCCGUCAUGUCGACUAUCUGUCACACGACUGGAGGGAAGAGGAUAUAUGGUCAUCGUGGAAAUACAUCAUCUCAAAGAAAGGUGAUUAUAGUAAUGCCGCCAGAUUGGAGAAUGCAUCUUGGAGGACUUGGAUGAAGGCGAAAAAUAAGCUCAAGACUGUAUCGCCGGAGACAUUGAACUGGCUUAAGGAUUGUGAUGUCACCUGGCUUUACGGUCCUCUGCAGACGGGCAACAACAAUCUAAUGCCUCCGCAGACGAACGCGGGAAGUAGUGGGUUGUCAAAGUCCAACUCGUUCCUAGGAGCCCACAAGAAACCGAUCUUGAAGAAGAGAACCAUGUCGGAAGUGAUGCUUGCGAGGUCGCUAUCGGCAUCGUCUUUACUUAAACAGGCCGCUGCUGCCGUGCAAGCGCAGCAGCAUGAUGGCAGCAGGAAAACCGCUCGACCUAGACUUGAGCGAUCUGCCACAGACUACAUUACCUUUCCCUUCUCAUCACGGAGGAUGAGCGCAGAGAACACAAGCCGCCUGACGUCAGCGGUCUCGUCUGGAAUUAUCUCGCCGAGCGGCGAACGCAAACACAUUCAUUUCAAUGAACAAGUUGAGCAGUGCAUUGCUAUCGACGUCAAGGGCAAUGACGAAGAGGACGAAGUCGAGAACGAUCGCUUCACUUUUGAUGACAGCGACUCCUCUGAUGACGGCGCCAUAAUGAUGAAACGAACAGUCACCAAGAAGCGACGUCCCAUUCUGAAGAGGGCACACAGCGAUACCUCCAAGGCGGAAAGCAAGACCAUUGCCAUGCUGCCGUCAACAACCCUCAAGUAUAGGGAAGAUACGCCCGAACCACAAGAGACAGCGAUGAAACACAGCAACGCCCUCUACAGAAGCCCCAUAUUAUCGCCCUCUUCAUCCCAAGAAACGCUACGGCCUUCAAAAGCCUCGGGCAAGUUCUUCUUCAACGACGAUGAUGAAGACGAUGAGGAGGAUGAGGAAGAGGAGGACAACCGGUUCAGUGGUUUGCGGUCUCCCACAAAAUUUGGCAGCUCAUCCGGGUUACACCGGUCAACGUCGUCGGGUAGUCUGACGGCAGAACCGGCCGGUAUGCGGCGUACAGAAUCCGGCAUGUUUAUGCCCUAUGAAGAGGGCGAAUCGGCUGCGGCCACCGAAGGCAUCUUUGGCCGCGUCAUUGAUACGGUAAAUACGGCCCGCGACAUCGCUCAUGUCAUCUGGAAUGUCGGGUGGAGGAAGUGA